Molecule: messenger RNA, 618 nt
Organism: Cotesia congregata
Lineage: Eukaryota; Metazoa; Arthropoda; Insecta; Hymenoptera; Braconidae
Source: the annotation of a GenBank genome assembly
AUGCGGAAGUGCGUGUAUUGUAAUAUAAAAAAUGUAAAAGGUGGAGAGUUAUCUUUUGUUAGAUUUCCAACAGACGAGAAGAUACUUCAACUCUGGAUCCAAAAUAUGAACUAUGAAUCAAAUUGGAAGCCGUUGAAAAAUCAUUACUUAUGUUCCCAGCACUUUUCAAGCGAGUGUUUUGAUUUUCGAGAUAAACUCUACCGAUUACGAAAAGGCAGUAUUCCAACAAAUUUUGAUCGAAGUAAAGAAAAUGUUGUUUUAGUUAGCAAUUACCGUCAAAUAUUAGACGACGAAAAACAUGUCUGUGAUCCUCUAACUAAAAGACUGAAUGUUACAAGCAGCAUUUUAAAUAGCGAAGAAUCUUAUAAUUGCAUAGCGGAAACCAUGUCAAAAGUCAAUACAGAGACAGUACCUAUGCGCGUAAUCGACCAUGAUCAUUCAUAUGGAGAAACUCAAGAAAAAUUGAAAAAAGAUCUGAUGUUAGCAAUGGCCAAAAUUGACCAGCUCACUGCUAAGAAUCGUACUUUGCUUAAAAAGGAUAAGCGCAAUAAACAAAGAAUAGCUUCGAUGAUUCAAGUUAUAAAUCAGUUAUCAAAGAAGAAUGUUUCUUGUUCUUGA